AUGGCGUCCUCUCCUCCCGCUUUGGCGUCCUCCUCUCCUCCGACGCCGGUGCAGAUCCGGGAGGCGAACGCGCACCUGGCGGCGCUCCACGGGCGCGUGGCCGAGCUGGAGGCGCGCCUGGCCGCCGCCGAGGAGACCGUGAGGGGCCAGGCCGGCAGCCUCAUCCGGAAGGACGCCGAGACCCGCAGGGCCCUGGAGGAGAUCGGGCGCCAGAAGGGAAGGGAAAUUGCCGCCCUGGAGGAGCAGCUCCGCUCGUCCGAAGAGCGCGUGCAGGAGCUCCUGGGCCUCAUCCAGGAGAAGGACGGCCUGAUCCUGCGCCUCCGCCACCGCAGCCGCCUGCUGGGCGAGAUCUGCCGCUGCCGGCCCGUGCUGGACACCCUCCUGGCCCAGAUGUCCGAAGGGGAGAGGCUGGGGCCCGACAGCGGAGACGACUCCCCGGACUCCAGCGGCCUCAUGCCGGACUCGAACUGCGUCCCGGACGGCGCCAGGGACUUCUCCCUGGGCAGCGACCCCCAGGAUUCGGACAUGGCGCUUUUUGGGACGACGGUCUGAGCGCGGGUGCGAGUCGCUGUUGGGGGUCCAGAGUUGGCGGCGGCCCCUGUUGAAGGCAGACAUUUUGGAAUUAUUUGCCCCCUCCUGGCAUCAUCGGUUCGCUCUCAGGACAAUUUGCUUGAGGACUAGCGACUUGACUUCUCUCUCCUCUUCCAGACGGCAGCUGAAUGAGCAUUCCUGGAAAGCAGGGGGUUCAGGGAAGCCUGCAGGAUAAGGCCAAACAGGGGACCCAUCUUGCAGCCUGUUCUCACAGGAUCCUGGCCAGUUGGGAAGCUCGGAUCCGAGUGCGAAUGCCGGGGGAUUCAGAAGCAUCGCUG
This is a messenger RNA of Podarcis raffonei (Aeolian wall lizard), 869 nucleotides long. It is a transcript of the gene VMAC, whose product is annotated as vimentin type intermediate filament associated coiled-coil protein. The record is from RefSeq and is a predicted model, not a curated record. The coding region runs from base 1 to 552 and encodes 183 amino acids. The transcript has 2 exons. NCBI's taxonomy places the organism in Eukaryota, Metazoa, Chordata, Lepidosauria, Squamata, Lacertidae.